Osmia lignaria (orchard mason bee) is the source of this 2900-nucleotide messenger RNA. RefSeq names its product methyltransferase like 14 (gene Mettl14). The record is from RefSeq and is a predicted model, not a curated record. Lineage: Eukaryota; Metazoa; Arthropoda; Insecta; Hymenoptera; Megachilidae. Gene Ontology annotation, molecular function: mRNA binding. Gene Ontology annotation, cellular component: nucleus; RNA N6-methyladenosine methyltransferase complex. Gene Ontology annotation, biological process: mRNA modification.
UGGUAAAUACGGUUUGCCGCGAGAGGGCUACGAGUCGCCGUUGUUGCUCGACACUCGACACGACCGCCAAGUGCCAUGCGUGUAAAGUGCACGAGUUUUAUCAUUGUUGCGAGCAAUCACCAAAUAUGAUAUUCUGCGAAUCGAACGUUAAAGACGCCGGUAAAUUCAGCUGUAAAUGCGUGUGCUUUUCGUGUUGAAACGGUAGCGAAAACGGUAGCCGCUUCGCGUCGAUGAAGAACGCGUUCGAUCAACACCGACGAACGCACGAUAAGUUGAACGAUUUUGUCAAAGGCUUUUGACGAAUCAUCGAAAAAUGCUUCAAACGUUACGCGAACGUUCGCAGAAACGCAAAAAGUUACUCGCUCAGACGCUAGGCGUUUCGAGCGUGGACGAGCUGCGGCAAAUUCUAGGAACGGACGUGGACGACGCGGCGCAGCGGAAAAGAGUGAAAUCGAUACCGGAGAAGCCGGAAAAUGCUGCGAAAGAUUCGAAAAACGAGGCGGUUCCGACCGACGAGAUCGUUUACAAAGACUCUUCGACGUUCUUGAAGGGAACUCAGUCGUCGAAUCCGCAUAACGAUUACUGUCAACAUUUCAUCGACACCGGCCAACGACCGCAAAAUUUCAUCAGGGACGUGGGUUUGGCCGACAGGUUCGAGGAAUAUCCGAAACUAAGAGAACUGAUCAAGCUGAAAGAUGAUCUUAUAGCGGAAACCGCCACGCCACCAAUGUACUUGAAGACGGAUCUACUCGCGUAUAAUUUGAAAGAGCUAAAUUGCAAAUUCGACGUUAUAUUGAUAGAGCCUCCGUUGGAGGAAUAUCAACGGACCUGCGGUGCUACGAACGUUCAGCUAUGGAAUUGGGAUCAGAUAAUGGAAUUAGAUAUCGGCGAAGUGGCAGCCAAUCGAAGCUUCGUGUUUCUCUGGUGCGGUAGCAGCGACGGAUUAGAUAUGGGACGUUUUUGCCUUCGCAAAUGGGGCUUCAGACGAUGCGAGGACAUUUGUUGGAUUCGAACGAACAUCAAUAAUCCGGGACACAGCAAAAAUCUGGACAGUAAAGCGGUUCUUCAGAGAACGAAAGAACAUUGUCUGAUGGGCAUCAAAGGAACCGUCCGACGAUCCACGGACGGCGAUUUCAUUCACGCGAACGUCGAUAUAGAUCUGAUCAUAUCGGAAGAGCCCGAGUACGGUUCCAUAGAGAAGCCCGUCGAGAUAUUUCACAUAAUCGAGCAUUUCUGUCUUGGCAGACGACGGUUGCACUUGUUCGGUCGCGACAGCACCAUUCGACCUGGCUGGCUGACCGUUGGCCCCGAAUUGACCAACACGAACUUUAACGCGGAUCUUUACACGAGCUACUUUGCCAACGGUCAAAUCACAACUGGAUGUACCGAACGCAUCGAGGCACUCAGGCCAAAAUCUCCGCCACCGAAGGGAAAAGUUGCCGGUCGGGGUAGAGGCGGUUUCAAUCGUGGACGAGGCAGAGGAAGCAUUAUUUCAUCUGGAUCCAUAAUCUAUAUAAGCGCAUCUCCUUGAUUAGCCUACAGAGCAACGCGGACAUUCCUUCGAAACACAAGUCAGCGUUUAUAUACGAAGCUGCACAACUCGACUAAACUUUCGCGUUGUUAGGAAAAGAUCGCUUUGCAUUCAUCGGCGCAAUAAGAAAGGACAAACGUUACACAGAAAGCACAUACAUACGUACGUAUAUCGUUAAAAAGCUGAGCUUGAAAUUUCUCUCUUUGAACGUUAACACAUUUUUUCCGAGAUUCAGAACCAUAUAUGGUGUGUACGCGGUUCAGAGAAUUUACAAGCUCGUCGAUGAGAUGAGUGUAUAAAAACAUUGUCUAUUAUAAAAAUAUAAAUUCUGCUAAAACUAUAGGACGCAAACUUGCGAAAAAUAAGCGCAAAACGACGAAAAAUGGCAUUUGCCAGUGUGAACGAUGUUCCAUACAAUACUAUUCAAACGGAGCAAAAGGUAGUCGUCGAUAAAGGAAGAAAGUAACGUCGUGUGAAAUUAGCCUUCGUUAAUCCGUGAAAGUUUAAUCGUUAAUCGUAAAAGGAGGAAAAGGUUUGUCCGAUCGCGAUCAAUUAUCUCGAUAGAUUGAUUCGAUGGAUAGUCGAGUUUGUAAUGUUCGCGCAACGGUAUACAAAGGAGAGCAAAAUCGAUGUACGAGGAUGACUGGUGAUGCGCUCACAAAACAUCUAUCAUUCCUCCGUCUGAGAGAAGGCGGUAUCGGCCAACACGCUGGUCCAUGUCCACUAAGGGGUGAACAGACACACAGAGACGGAAAAAGUCAGUAAACAUGUGUGCGGAAUACCUGUUACGUACACAGCUAAUAUUUACAUGUGGAUGUGUGUGUUUGUUACAUAUAUCAUUGGAUCAACUUUACAACUAAAUACGAACCGGUCGAGGGUAAAGUGAAGCUUCGUCUAAAGAAAUUUCCUUCUUUUCUUAUAGAAUAAGAAUAUUAGUAAGACUAUUCGACACUCGUACCCUCACCGUCUGAAAUAUUGCUUUAGGUAUGUACAUGUUACGAAAGGCACAGAGCAAGUGCCAUUACGUAUAAGCAUGCUAAAGCAAACGAUCAAUCCAAUACAACAUCGACUGCAAUCAUUCGAAACGUUCAGAGUAGAUCGGAAAAUAUUCGACGCCCACUUAAUUAUAUUACGUGGACAAAGAAAAAAUAAGCGUGCGAGAUAGUGAGUUUCUAUGUGAAAAACGUCAUAUAUAAAACAAAACCAUUCUACAAACUAUACAAAAUAUGUACCAACACUGAUAUGAUUCUUUGACAAAAUAUGAACUGGUAGAUCCCGUGAAAUCUGUAUCCGUUAAAAUGUUAGAUUAUUUGAAACGCAUUUCAAGUGGAUAGAAAAUAUGAAUCAAGGUGAAAAUAACAAAUAGAAA